GAGGUGGGUGCGCGCGAGGGAGGAGCGGAAUGCGAUCCCCUUCAACGCGAUGGCAGAAGGCGUAGGCGGUAGCGAGCGAAUAGAGAGGGUGUUUCGUGUGGAUAGAGUGGUGUGAACCGCUAAGGCGGUGACCAUUGAGAAGUGAAACAGACGGACAGACGUGACGGAGCGGGUUCUGGUUCGUGUAUGAAGGAACUGAGGGCCAGACCCGCCCUCGCCGUGACAGGUUGAGGAUGGAAAGCCGGAGAGUAAACAAAAGGAUUGGCCAAGCAGAUGGUUGGACGAGCUGCCAAAGGCAGUUAUCUCCAGUUUGAGACCCUGAAUGACUUCAGUCCCAGCAAUGCCUGUUCUUACCCAGGAAGGGCAGCUAGCAUGAAGCGCUGAAGCAGACUCUCAAAUUUCUUUUUGUACUUGAUAGUAUUGACAAACUAAGAGAAACAUGUGUAGGAUAUUUUGUUUUUACAAAAUUGUUCAGCACUGUUGAUCACUCUGUACUGGAAGAUCUCUCCAGGGCCUGCUUCAACCCCAAGCAACAGAGGGUAGUGAAUUUCUGGACAGUCAGAUAGCCACACUGUCUACAUUCUACUGUCAUCAUGUCAGGAAGCUAUACUCCUACUGCUGGUGGACCCUUCUCUGCUCUCACUCCCAGCAUAUGGCCUCAGGAAAUAUUGGCAAGAUACACCCAGAAAGAAGAGUCUGUUGAGCAGCCAGAAUUCCGGUAUGAUGAAUUUGGUUUCCGAGUAGACAAAGAAGAUGGUGCUGAGCCAAACUCCAGCAAGCUCUUGGGGAUCCCUCUGAUUGAAGAGCCACAGCAGAGGCUGAAAUGGCAGGCACAUUUAGAGUUCACCCACAACCAUGAUGUAGGGGACCUCACCUGGGACAAAAUUGAAGUCGUACUUCCACGUUCAGAUAAGCUGCGAUUGUUGGUGUUAGCUGGUAUUCCUCACAGCAUGAGGCCACAGCUGUGGAUGCGACUAUCAGGUGCUCUUCAGAAGAAGAGGAAUUCAGAAAUGUCUUACCGAGAAAUUGUGAAAAACAGUUCAAAUGAUGAAACCAUUGCUGCCAAACAAAUUGAGAAGGAUCUGCUCCGCACUAUGCCCAGCAAUGCCUGCUUCUCCAAUAUGAAUAGCAUUGGUGUGCCACGGCUACGCAGAAUACUACGUGGGCUGGCUUGGUUAUAUCCAGACAUUGGCUACUGUCAAGGCACUGGCAUGGUAGUGGCUUCCUUGCUUCUUUUCUUGGAAGAGGAAGAUGCCUUCUGGAUGAUGUGUGCUAUCAUUGAGGACCUGGUGCCAGCCUCCUACUUUAGCACCACUCUGAUGGGUGUUCAGACUGACCAGCGUGUCCUGCGUCAUCUCAUUGUGCAGUAUCUGCCACAACUGGACAAACUUCUUCAGGAACAUGACAUUGAGUUGUCCCUGAUCACUCUACACUGGUUCCUUACGUCGUUUGCUAGUGUUGUGCAUAUAAAGCUGCUGCUACGCAUCUGGGACCUUUUUUUCUAUCAGGGCUCCAUAGUUCUCUUUCAGGUCACACUGGGCAUGCUCAGCAUGAAGGAAGACGAAUUGAUCCAGUCAGAGAAUUCUGCAUCCAUCUUCAACACACUCUCAGACAUCCCCUCUCAGAUUGAAGAUCCAGAUGUGCUCCUUCAGGAAGCUAUGCGUGUUGCUGGCUCACUGACAGAUGUGGCAGUUGAGACUCAGCGUUGCAAGCACCUUGCUUACCUCAUUGCCGACCAAGGGCAGUUGCUCAGUCCUGGUGCUGCUGUGAACUUAUCAAAGAUUGUGCGACGUAGGACACAACGCAGGAAGUCUGGCAUCAGCUCACUGCUUUUUGGAGAUGAUGACAUGGAGGCACUGAAGGCCAAGAAUAUUAAGCAAACAGAGCUGGUUGCAGACUUGCGUGAGGCCAUCCUGCAAGUGGCACAGCACUUUCAGUGUGUGGAUCCAAAGAGCUGCAGCAUAGACUUGACUCCAGAUUACACCAUGGAAAGCCACCAGCGGGACCAUGAAAGCUACGUAGCUUGUUCCCGAAACCAGCGGCGACGUGCCAAGGCACUGCUGGAUUUUGAGCGUCAUGAUGAUGAUGAACUGGGUUUUCGCAAGAAUGAUAUUAUCACGAUCAUCUCCCAGAAGGAUGAGCACUGUUGGGUUGGUGAGCUGAAUGGCCUCAGAGGUUGGUUUCCUGCAAAAUUUGUGGAGGUCCUGGAUGAACGGAGCAAGGAGUAUUCCAUUGCUGGAGAUGACUCUGUCACUGAAGGUAUCACAGACUUGGUUCGAGGGACACUCUGUCCAGCCCUCAAGGCCAUAUUUGAACAUGGACUGAAACGGCCAACACUUCUGGGUGGAGCUUGUCAUCCCUGGCUCUUCAUUGAAGAGGCUGCUGGACGUGAAGUGGAGCGAGACUUUGACUCUGUCUACUCUCGCCUUGUGCUUUGCAAGACAUACAGGCUGGAUGAAGAUGGGAAAGUGCUAACUCCAGAAGAGCUGCUUUAUCGAGCGGUGCAGUCUGUGAACAUGUCGCAUGAUGCAGCACAUGCUCAGAUGGAUGUGAAACUUCGUUCUCUCAUCUGCAUUGGACUGAAUGAACAGGUGCUGCACCUGUGGCUUGAGGUACUGUGCUCUAGCCUACAGACCGUGGAGAAAUGGUUCCAUCCCUGGUCUUUCUUGCGCAGUCCUGGUUGGGUGCAGAUCAAGUGUGAACUUAGAGUCCUCAGCAAAUUUGCCUUCAGCCUUUCUCAAGAUUGGGAGCUCCCUGUAAAAAGAGAGGAGAAGGAGAAGAAGCCACUGAAAGAAGGAGUUCAAGACAUGCUUGUGAAGCACCACCUCUUUAGUUGGGACAUAGAUGGUUGACUCAUCACUUAGCCAUUGUUUUGACUUUUUAGAUGGCAUCCAACAAUUGGCAUAUAUGCCUCUUUUUCCCCUCCCUCCCAGCCAACCUGUUGCCCCUUCAUGCAUUGUACACCUUGGCAAAUCAUCCCCUCUCCAGUCAUCUUUUGCUAGUUGAAGGUUUAUUAUAAUCUGAUUGUAGGUUGCUCUUGCAAAUUGGCAGGAGCACACUGAAGAAAACAGGGGUAGUACUCCAGUGUUCGAAAUCUGGCUGUCCAGCUUUCCUUAUUUGUGGUGUCACUAACUCAAUUGUGCAGAGCAUGCAUGCACAUACUCUACCCAAGUCAUGAGUAUGGCAUGGGCCUAGUAUGUGAAGAAAGUCAUCACUUAUAGCUGAAGCCUAAGGAUCCCCACAAAAGGAAAGAAAAAGUAGUAAAAUUGGCUAUAAAUCUGUUAUAACAGGCAAGAGAAGCAUAACAAGAGCUCAGGGAUGCCCUGCAUAGAACCAGUCUGUAGUUCUUACACAUUGUUCAGAAGAUGAGUUUCAUGGCUGUCAAGCAACUCUGAACUGCUUACUUGGCCUGUAAUAGUAAAUUUAUUUCCCUACAUGGAGAUGAUAUGUGAAGCAACCUCUUAAGUAAGAGAAAAAGAGACUGUGAUUGUUUUUUUCCAGGUGCUGCAGUGUAUGAAUGGCUCUGGUACUGCCACAAAGUGCCUAAAAUGAUGGGCUUCUAACUGCCUUGGAUGUAGUGAAAGAUGGUGGUCACAGUGGCCUCUCCAUUAAUUCUGGAAUAGGUAGCUGAACAGAAUCUGUCAUUUUAGCCCAGAGCAGAUUUCAUUUUUUGAAUUGGUGACCAAAAUAUAUAAAUUGUAUCCAGAAAUUUCUGUCUAUGUUGACAUACCUUGGAACAGGAAAUGGAUUCAGGGCUGAGCUGGCUCAGGGAGAUAAUUAUGGCCUCCGUCUUAUCUGAGGAGGAUAGCAGAGCCUGCAGGAUAGGAGCACAUGGUGCUGCAUGGGGGCAGCACAAACUGAGUGCAGGUGAUAACGGAAGCACUGGUCAGGGAGCACAAUCAAAUCAUGAAGCAAAUGAGAUUCUGUGUCGCUUUUGUUUAUAAAUAAACUGCACAUCUUCUGACUAAGACAGAUGGGGAAGUGGGACUGAUCUUUCCUAUGCCUUUAGCCUUAUUUCUGUUCACCUGAACUAUGGCAGUAUUCAUGUUUGGGAAGGAAACAACAACAAACAUUUCUGUGCAGAUAGCUCUAGGAACGUCAUAAUACGUAAAUGAUAGAUUCGCCUUGUAGAUGUUGUAUUAUUAGAAUUGUACGAGUACCAUUACAGCCUUCUAAAAUAUUCUGCCCAGGAGGUAUGGGUAAGAGCAUAUUAGAAAGGGAAUAGGAAAAGCAGUCCAUUUCCUAUAACCAGCGUGGGUGGAGAUUUGCAGAACACCCAGUACAAGAACAGAUGUAGCUAUGCCCAAUGCUGGCAGCAUAAAUUAACUCCUCACCUAAAUUCAGACAGUGUGAAGUGGCUCUUCAUUGUUCUGUUGAAUGCCUUUGCUUUUCACCAUGGCACACAUAAGACAUCUAAAAUGCCAUGACCAAAGACGAGAUGUACAAAGAUGCUAGAACACAAUUUUUUUUAAUAAAAUGGAUUUUUCAAAUAUC
Messenger RNA from Varanus komodoensis (Komodo dragon), 4494 nucleotides. It is a transcript of the gene SGSM3, whose product is annotated as small G protein signaling modulator 3. The record is from RefSeq and is a predicted model, not a curated record. The transcript is spliced from 23 exons. Gene Ontology annotation, molecular function: protein binding. NCBI's taxonomy places the organism in Eukaryota, Metazoa, Chordata, Lepidosauria, Squamata, Varanidae. Bases 594 to 2852 code for a protein of 752 amino acids.